AACGACUUGACUUCGCAGGUCCACCGGUACAAUCAUCUUGGUGUCACAAUAAUCUUCUGCUCCUGUUGACUAUUUGAACACUGCAAAAGACUCAUUGCAGUUUUCUAUCUUCGCUGAAACCCUCUUUCAUUCAUCAAAGAGAUCGAUCAGUUCUGCCAUACAAGAGUAUCAUGAGCAUGGACUUGACAGAACAAGAGACUGAAUGGGCUCAUGCCAUCAAGGAGGCUCUCGCCAGUAAAGAUUCGGAACUUGCCAAUAAGAUUACUGAUUUUGAAUACGCUCACCAUGCCAUUAUUGCCAAGGAAAAAGUGGACCGGGCAUUGAAGCGCAUUCAGCGGUUGGACACAUUCCGCCAAGAACAUGACAUUCCACCCGCGACGGAAAUCCACGCCGAAGACGCCUUGCAAAUGAUACAGAGAUUCUCGGCCAUUUGUCCCGGUAUCUACAUGGCCUUUGGAAAACACAGUACUAUUAAUAGUACAAGCACGGAGGGAGACGGCGAUGCCAAAGAGGAAAGUCAUUAUGUGUCCACCUGGGACUAUUCGGCGUUUCUACCGGUCAACAUUGCUACGCCUGAAGAUUGGAAGACUUGCGUGGCUUCCUUCUACUAUUUGUUGGAUGCCUGUCACCCAGAUAUUACUGCCAUGAGAAAUGGAUUGGUCAUGCUCACCGAAGCACAAGGCCUGGGAUGGAAAAAUUUUAGUUUAGAAAUGGAAAAACGGGCAGCUCAUCUUUAUCAAGAUGCCUAUCCCGUCAGAUACCAAGCCAUGAUUAUGCUGCAUCCUCCAAAGAUAUUCGAGGCAAUGUACGCCCUGGUCAAGCCAUUCCUCAACAAAAAGAUCAAGGAUUGCAUCCAACUCAGUGGAAACCUAGAACAAGUUCAGGCCAAGUUCACCAAGGAGGUUCUACCAACGACAAUGGGCGGGACACAAACACAGGAAGAUAUGGAACAAGCCAUGCUAGAAGCACUCAAAACAAGAUAUGCAAACAUGGCGUCCUUCAAACUACCUGAAAAAGGACACAAGGGACCUGCGCCUCUCGUACCGACAACCAACGAAUAUGAAGAUGAAGUCGAGACCUAGUUAGCUAGUUAGCGAGCUAGCGAGCUUUAGUUUUUUGACGUUGCACAAGAGGUGAGAGCUCGCUGCCCCUGACAUGGAAAUCAAAAGUGACAUCUUUCGGGCUGGAUCUGAUUUGAUUCAAUCUGCAAAACUGGCACAGGCUCGAGAGGUUUGCAAAGAG
Molecule: messenger RNA, 1242 nt
Organism: Seminavis robusta
Lineage: Eukaryota; Bacillariophyta; Bacillariophyceae; Naviculales; Naviculaceae
Source: the annotation of a GenBank genome assembly